Messenger RNA from Neospora caninum, 5391 nucleotides. RefSeq names its product putative Tyrosine kinase-like (TKL) protein. The record is from RefSeq and is a predicted model, not a curated record. NCBI's taxonomy places the organism in Eukaryota, Apicomplexa, Conoidasida, Eucoccidiorida, Sarcocystidae. The coding region runs from base 1 to 5391 and encodes 1796 amino acids. Gene Ontology annotation, molecular function: protein kinase activity; ATP binding. The transcript is spliced from 12 exons. Gene Ontology annotation, cellular component: plasma membrane. Gene Ontology annotation, biological process: protein phosphorylation.
AUGGAGGCUGGACCACGAGGCGUGAAGCAGCGAGGAGGCGGAGUGGGGGCGGUGGAGGCGAGGCGGAGGGGAAGCCCCGUGAACGGUGACAGGUUGGACGGCGACGGGGAAGACGCGAAUGAAAAGAGCACAGAUGAUGACGCCCUAAAUGAUAUUUCGUUGGAGUAUUCAUACGAGGAGCUUUACGGUGCAACGGCGGGCUUCUCGGUGAUCCUCGGCCAGGGAGCGUAUGGAAAUGUAUAUGAGGGUGUUUUGCGUGAUGGAGUAGCCGUGGCUGUUAAGUGGCUGCAUAAACCCAAGGAGGCUGGGUUCGAGAAGGAAGUUAAAGUGCUCUCGAAAUUCAGGCACCCGCACCUGGUCAUUCUCUUGGGAUUUGCCCGCCACGGAAGGGAUCGUUUCCUCGUCUACGAGCUCCUAUCAGGAGGUGACGUAGGCAUGCGGCUCCAAAAAGGCCCUCUUCUUGCGUGGCAAGACCGACUUUCCCUCGCUCUCGACUCUGCCAGUGCUCUGUCACAUCUGCAGCAUCACAGUCCUCAAGUGUAUCAUCGAGACAUUAAAACAGCGAACAUCUUGCUCGACAAGCACAACAGCGCCAAGGUGGCCGACUUCGGCCUUGCCUGCUUAGCCAAAAAAGGCGAGAACAGCUGUGCAGUGAAGCAAACGGCGGGCACGAUUGGCUACGCGGAUCCGAAAUACAUUUCCAGCGCGGUGGUCACGGAAAUGACCGAGGUGUACUCGUUCGGUAUGGUGCUCUUGGAGCUACUGACAGCCAGACCCCCUGCAGUGCUCAACCCCGAUGGAAGCAUUACGUAUCUGCUCUCGACUAUUGGAACCUCCAUUCGUCGAACCCUUCGUUACAUUGAUCCGCGCGCACGAUUCCCUCCACACGUUGCUCAGUCGCUGGCAAUCCUGGCCUUCAGCUGCAUUCAAGAGGAUGAGCGGCAUCGACCCUCGUUCCGGAGCAUCGUUCAGCAGCUUCAGCUCCUCUGCACUGCGGCCAAUCUGCAUCCCUGUCCUUCCCUAACGCUGGGACGCGCUGUGGCGGCGGCUGCUGCGGCCGCAGCGGCUGCCAGCGGCUCCGGUGCCAAGGUCGUCAAAGCGCAUUCUCCCUCUCCAUCUUCUUUGCGUGGGCUUCCCGGAGUGGCUGCACAGUCCCGGUGCGAGGCAUCAAAGGUGCUGAAGAAGACGAUUCGAGUCACGGGAAGACGGGAGAGCCCUGGAGAUUCCAAGGAGCGCGAGAGAGAUGAACAGCCUGAAACCGGGAGAGACGACGCACCCGGUUCCCCCAGGCUCAGACACGUUCACACAGAUCACUAUUCCCACUCAAGGUGUGCUGCUUCUGCCGAGCUGGACUUCCUCGCAUCGCCCUCCCGUGACGGCAGGGAAGACAGACUCGAAACGAGGAGGUUAACGAAGAAGACGAGUGCGGAUGAGGCGAACCACGAAUUCCCCAGCGAGCGCGAAGGAACAAAGAUCACUACUCUAGAAGCUGUCGCCGUGAGGAAUAAUUCAGAUGUAGCUGGACGCAGAGACGAAAGCAGGGCGCGAGUUGUCCCAGGCUGGCGAAGAGAGAGUCAGGAGGUUGAGAGCUUCCUGGGAAGUGAAGCAAAACGGGCAGUUGAUGACGUCCUCGGAAGAGCACGCGAAAAGGUUACAGAACAAAUGCUCAUAGGUCCCCUCACUACUCCAAAGGGUCCAAGGGAGGGAAACGAGCGCGCUCCCGAGUACAGGGCGCCUGAAUCGGUACAGGACAGCCACCCUGAUUCGCCCUCCUCGACGAGGAUACAGCGCGCAGUCGCGAAGAGUCCAAGCUUUGCUCCUGAUCGGAGGUCGGCUCCAGACCAGAUCGAGCAGGAUACCAACUGGCGACAACGGUGCAGUGGCUCUAGGAACCCAGGCGCAGUUGACAAGGGAGAGGUUACUUGGGGAGCCCCGGGCUCUCGGCGCCUCGUCUCCACAAUCAAGGCUUCCUCUUCUUCCAUUGCGUCGCAUGCAGCCGAAACUGUCCGUCCUGUCGAUGCACCCUUUCACUCUGGACAAGUGACCAGGCUGCGCUCAGCGAGAGCCGACGACAUGCCUGAUGAAAAGCCUGCGGUGUCUCCGUCCGAUCUCGUCGACUCCUCUCGCUUGCCUUCCUUCUUGUCGAUACUUUGCUCCUCGGCCGCCGCCUCCCUCGCAGCACCGACCGGCUCUUCCUCGGGGGAUGGAGGCGGGCACCCUGCGUGCGGCCGGGCGGCAGCGGCAGCCUCGCCAGCUGCUGCGCGAGCUGUAGACUCUCCGUCCCAACUUCCUCAACUGACGCCCUUCCGAAGGCCAGAAAGCAGUCGCGUGGGGACUGUCUCUUCCGCUCCUCCGUUAGUAGCGACAGGUGUCGUGGGCGCUGGUGAGUAUGAAAGGGAAGGAUCUGCGCCGCCUGGAAACUUCCCACACCGGCAGAGUUUUCCGGCCGAGUCAAUGACUGGCGAGCGGGUUGGCGAAGGCGCCUCCCGCGACCGGCUACGUACAGGUGGUAUCGCGCCUCUCGCACGCUUCGACACUUGUGGGGCGCGUGUGGGGACUCGGGAGCAGUUUCUGCAUUCUCGCCACAGCGAUGCUCCGACGCGGACGCUUCCGGAUGGGACCCGGAAUUCUCCGAGUGCUGCCAGCGAAGGCAGGCGUGAGCCAGACGACGCGAAUCUGUCGGUGUCGAAGGUAUCCCUUGCGUCCUUCGAGACAGAGAAAGGAUCUUCUCGAGGACAUGCAGUCCAAGCCAGCAACGUGCCGGGUGCUUUUUGUGGGGAGCCGCCUCCAGGUGGCCCUCCACAGGAAGCGAGCGCUGGAAAGGCGGUCUGCGGUCCCAGUGCUGACGCCCACGCAGAGGUGGAGGUUAUCGCUGGAAGCUUUAGGGCGAUGGUGGACGGGGAGAAACAGAGCUCUUCGAAAGUCAAGAAGCAAGGAGCGGAAGAAGACAAGCAGCACAUUCCCGAUGUGUGUAGGGCAAGAAGUGUCGCGUUCUGCACUCACGCAGAACGCGAAGGCGACGCUGAUGCUUCCCCACCCUGCAGUUGCGCGCGUUCCUGGAACACCAGAGAUUCCUGCUGUGAGGAAGCCGUACCAGUUAUGGCACGCGCGGACACGCCGGUCUCGUGGGUCCAUCAACAAGUCGUGGGUUCAGCUUCUCGAACCAGCCGCUACGAAGGCGACAAAGGCUCGUGCCGAGAACGCCUCUGUCAAGAGCGGCCCGGAGUCCAGGGAGAAGAGACAGGCGCCACGCACUCUCCCCAAGGCUUGCCCUCUCCUGCGGUGCUGCUUGGAGGUGACGGCGAAUCGUCAGUCUCCACAUCGCCUCGUCUCUUCCACCAGGGAAAACAGCGAGUAACUGGGGACGCACCGCCAACGCCGCAUUUCCCCUCUUCUGGGAAAGAGCUCGCAGGAGCGUUUCCUGUUGUCCAUGAGGGUGGCGAUGCCCAAGGCUCAGCUCAAUGCUCCUUUCAGCUGUCCCAUGGCUCGACCUCGGCUCAGUCCUUCUCUUCUGACGAGAGAGUGAUUUUAGUCACUUCUCCCCUCCCCCCUGCCGCCUGUGUGCUCCGCCAAAACGAAUCUCGCCGCCCAGCCACUGCGUCACAUCUCACGGAAGGCACAGGGGGGAGUACAAGGAGUACCGCGGCGGCAACACCCCUGCUGGACGCAGGCAGUGCGUGCAGUAGCGCCCGAGGCGAACUGGAGCCCUUUACCAGUGGCAGAAUGGGACCCGUACGCGUCAUUCCGGACACAUGGCUUCAGCCUUCUCAGGAGAAAGGGGAGGCAGUGGCUGCGCUGCAUUCUGACACGCUGUGGUGCAGUGAACGGCCGCAGAGCGGGCUGCUAGAAUCCGUGACGCCGCCGGCGUCUGUUGCCAGUGGUGAGCCUUCUGUAGAGAUCCUGAAGCGGCACUCCGACUUCUUGGGCGAUGCGUCCGCAGGCCGUCCCUCUACCACCGUGGGACUGGCUGCAGAUGAUUUGAGUCAGGCAGCUGCUGGGGUACCAGCCGACGCGAGCACAUCUCGCUCGAGAAGCGGCGUCUCCCCUUCCUCCCAGUUACCUUUCCGUGGUUCCGCAGGGGGUGUCUCCCCGUGUCUCCUGGGGAACAAAAACGGCGGGGCUGGUCCAAAAACAAUUCGACUUCCCCACACCGUAAAAGGCGGGACACCCUCAUUGUCGCCCCUCGAGCUCGAGGGUUCGAAUGACGGUGACUUAUCCCCCAAAAAACUACCAUCUCAUGAAUCCAUUUCCGGAGUUGGAGGUCUAGAGCAGACGAAUGAGGACGGUGAAACCUCUGACGCUGGCAAAGACGCAAAACUGGACUUCCCGAGCACUGAGGAUGAAGAAUCCAUAGCUGCGCAAAGCUUGCCGCCCGCUUCUUGCGACGAGAGUCUGCACAGAGAAGACGCGCUUGCUGAUGCACCACACAUUCUCAGCCGGCAGGCUUUGGCAGUUUCGUGGCGCUCGUUCGCGGGGUGGUCCGACUGGGGAAGACUGUGGUCAUGUCCAACUUCUACGCACGCCACUUCCACAGAAGACACCAGUGAAAUGCAUGCAAACGAGGAAAAGGCUCAUCAGACGUUCGGGGAUCCGCCAGCUAGUGUGUCCAAAGGCCCAGACGACGACUGGGCAUCAACAGGGUGCGCCGACAGCGGUCGAGAAGAGUCAACCCGUGAAGAAGCAGAGAGUCUCUCGAUUUGCAAAACAGAGGACGAAUUCGGUGUAACCCACGGCGAAGCGUCGGCGACCCCCUGGGAAGGGAAUUCGGAUCGAGGAACACCUUCGCCAAGAGGCGCCGCAGGAGAAACAGACGAUCGUGAACAGGCAGAGGAGACAACAGAGGCCUUGCCAUCGCUGCAGAAAUCGACGGAUCAUGACGUUCCGGUGAUGCAGCGAAGACCAGAGGGUUUCCGGGAAUUUAUUGUUUCAUUGUUUUCGGGCCGACAGCAGCCUGCUGUCCCUAGCGCGCUUCCUACCGAACUUGAUCACCCCGACGCGUUCUCUCAGGAGCAGCCGAAGAGCUGCAUUGAGGAUCCAAACCCCGUGCCUACGGAAGGCGGAGUUGGGGCCGCAUUCAGAGAACAAACUCAAGACCCGAGUGACGAACCCGCGCAGGCGCGUUCCAGUUCUGUUCUUGAGAGAGAAGCGAAAGAAACGGGAGCCCCGGAAGACGUGGAAAGGGACGGAUGUGGGAAGAGUAAGAAAAGUCUCAGUGGUAGCGGUUUUCUCUCGAGGAAUGUCGUCAGAGCUCUCUCGGGGCCGAAAACCCUCCGCCAAAUUCAAGGCAGAGAAGCAUCUCCUUUCCAGCCGGCAGCACUGGAUGACCAGCCGGGCGCUCACGAGAUGCGCGCAGAAAAGGCCCGACGCUUCUUGGCCGGCGGAGGCGACUAA